Chelonia mydas (Green sea turtle) is the source of this 2153-nucleotide messenger RNA. It is a transcript of the gene PPP1R15A, whose product is annotated as protein phosphatase 1 regulatory subunit 15A. The record is from RefSeq and is a predicted model, not a curated record. The transcript has 3 exons. Gene Ontology annotation, molecular function: protein phosphatase regulator activity. Gene Ontology annotation, biological process: response to endoplasmic reticulum stress. Lineage: Eukaryota; Metazoa; Chordata; Testudines; Cheloniidae. The coding region runs from base 216 to 1643 and encodes 475 amino acids. Gene Ontology annotation, cellular component: protein phosphatase type 1 complex; endoplasmic reticulum.
CUGACGUCAGCGCCGGGCCCCAUAUAGCCCGGCCCGCCCGGCCCGGCCCAGCACUUCCCAGCCUCCAGCCACAGACCAGCCAGACCCGAUGGAGCCGCCCGCCGCCGCCUGCCCCCCGGACCCCGCCCGCGCCGCGCCCGUCCCCCGCUGCUGGAGCGCCCUGCUCACCGGCUGAGCAGCCCCCGAGGGAACUGCGACUCCCAGCCCUGGUCGAGAUGCUCCGCGUCUUGUCCCCGCAGCCGGGCGGCCUCCUGAAUCCGCUCGCCCGGGCUGCGCCGCCACUCCUGGGCUCCCGGCGUCGCCUCCCCACGGCCAUGAGGAGGAGGAGGAGGAAGAAGAAGAGCCGUGGGCCAGCCCGCCCACGCCGCGGCUUGGCCACCCCGCUCCUGGCACAUCAGGAAGCCCUGGAGAAAGAAGAGGACUUUGCAGCUGGUCCCACUGCGUCCCAGGGGCCAGCCCCCCGUCAGAGAGAAGGGGAGAAUUCAGGGGGGCACCCCCAAGCUCCUUCUGGGUCCCAUGACCGGGAGGAGGGAGCCAGCUGUGGGGAAGGCCCCAAGCGCUGUGGGGAAGAGGCCACAGCCCGGCUGGAGACAGAGGAACACCUGGAGGAGGUUGGAGAUGGUCAGAAGCAACCUCCGGAUAGUCCAUCCUGGUCCCCGCAGGACAGGGAAUUUCACGGGGCCGGUGGGAAACCUGAAGGAGGCCCCAAGCUGCCUGGGGGAGACACCCCCAGCUGCCCGCAGAGUGGCCCAGACCUGGGGCACGCCGUCACUAGGAACCCCCAUGUCUGGUCCUUGUUCUACUGCCCAUCGGAGGAGGACGACGAGGCCGGGGACUGGCCCAGUGAGGAGGAGGGAGAUGAUGGAGAGGGCUGCUCCGGCGCAGACUGGCCCGAUUCAGAGGAGGAGCCAGAAGAGGACGCCAGGUGUGAGGAGAACAAGGCGCUGUGGGGGGCCCUGGGCUGUGGCCAGGACCCCUUCAACCCGCUCCGCUGGGCCGGAGCCCCCUUGGGCUCCACCCCGCCACGGCCCAAGGACCAGAAAUUCCGGGUUUCCUUCUACCUCUGCGGGCUGACCUCGGAGGCUGAGAAAGUGGGGGACCCCUGGAAACCCCCUGAGAAGCCCUGGCCUAUGAGACGGGGGGUCCCCGGUAGGACUCACUGCUGUGAGCUGGGAUCCCGGGGAGCCGGGGACCCCGUCAAGGCGGAGACCUCUGACUUGGAGGGUAACCGGACAGCUAAGAAGGUUCGAUUCUCCCCCGUUGUCACUGUGCACCCCCUGCUGGUCUGGCCCUUUGCCAGCCGGGCUGCCCGCCGGGGGCCCUGGGAGGAGCUGGCCCGGGAUCGGAGCCGUUUUCGCAGGCGCAUCGAGCAGCUGGGGGCCAUCCUGGAGCCCUGCCUGGACCCGGGACACCGGGCCCGAGCCUGGAGGAAGAUCCACGGGGCAGGACAGGAGAUGCCCAUCCCCCUCCAUGAGGGAAAGGAGAACCCGGGGCAGGGGUUGUGGGACGUGUCUCUCCAGCUCUGCUCUGAAAGGACGGAGGACCCAGGCAUCCGGGAGAGUCAUGCUGGGAAGCACACGCCCCUCCCCUCCGAUUAUAAGGGAGUGGAGGACCCAGGCAUCCGGGAUGGAAGACUGGGCUAGGCCACAGACUCUGUCCCCACUGGGACGGCUGCCCUGGUGGCCCCCCCUCCCCCCAGUGGUGAUUGAAUUAACCCUUCUGGCUCCUGAGCCAGGCUCCCAUCCGCUGCUCUGGGAGCAGGUCUAGUGGCUGGGAGCCAGGACUCCUGGGUGUUCUCCCUGGCUCUGGGAGGGGAGUGAGGACUAGUGGUUAGAGCGGGGAGGAGUGGUAGCCAGGCCUCCUGGGUUUCUUUGGGGAUGACACCCGUUUACCUACCUCAAUCUCUGACCUGUGUGUGCUCCGAUCUGUUGUCUAUUUAUUACCAUGUUAAAUUAUUUUCCGGCUGGUCCAUCCUGCCUCAGAGGGGACUAAAUAUUUAUUUUUAUAUCAGGAUGGGGGGGAUGGAUUUCUCAAGAAGCCAUGGCCUCUUCCUUGUAUUUAUGAAUCUCCUUGGUAUUGUAUUCACCUGCCGUCCUGACUCUGGGCUGCUUUUUAACUGCUCCAAGUCUGUUAAUAAAAGUUUAACACAUGGC